CCGUAUGAUGUGUCCACAGCGUGGCGCCAUGGAUGUGUCUGGCACGUGCAUCGGCAGCCGCACGGCCUGCUGGGAGGCCAAGCUGGUGUUCCUGCACUCACGCGUCGGAUCCCAUCUUGUGCGACUCAAGUGGCUGAUAGCCGUAGAGGUCCCAGUCGAGGUGGUGACGGUCGUCUGCGCGGCGCUGGAUGGCGGACACGCGGACGCGCUGGCCUUCCUGUGGGAUGAGGCCGGCGUGCCGGUGCCCGCGCUCCUGAUGGUGCAGCAGGGUGUCAGCGGCGAGCCCUGGGCCCUGACGCACGCUCGCGGUGCGGCUGCUGUUGGAGCGGCGCUUGCUGACCACGCCCGACGAGCUGACCGAACACUGCGUGAUGUGUCGGCGCGGGGACGGAGGUGCCGGAUACCUGCGUUGCGGGCCGCGGCGACAAUCCGCAGUCGCUGCAGCUGCAGCAAAAUCGCUGGGGUGCCGUAAUUGGUUGGAGGCAGUAGCGGCGGCGGCGCGGCGCAGAGCCUGAAACGUGCGGUAAGCGGGGCUUGGAUAGGUGCUUACGUGUACGGCCAAGCGGCGGAAUGCGGUACACGUUUGCAUCUGGGUGAUGCCCGUAGGGUGCUGGUUGGGCUCGAGUACACGUUUUACAAUCUGAUGCAAUGGCUGGGGCACAGCCGCACAGGUACUGGCGCUGAGGUGCUGAGGAGGGUGUGCGAUGGGACAGGGUUAAGGCAGGUUGGCGAGGUGCUGAGGAGGGAGCAAGUCAUGCGGAGUGCGGACUAGAGGGCGCUUUGUUGAAGGGUUGCUAUUGAACGGUGCACGUCGUGUCACUUAGCGAACCGGGUACCGUGCACUGUCUGUACCGAGGUAUGUGGACUGGGGAUAUGCAGCUGCGUGUCAAUCGUGCAUUGAUCAUCUCAGCUGUGACUAUGUACCAUAUGGACCACAGAGAGAGUGUAGCUAUCACCGGCAGAAUUC
Messenger RNA from Chlamydomonas reinhardtii, 967 nucleotides. RefSeq lists its product as uncharacterized. Lineage: Eukaryota; Viridiplantae; Chlorophyta; Chlorophyceae; Chlamydomonadales; Chlamydomonadaceae. The transcript is spliced from 2 exons. The record is from RefSeq and is a predicted model, not a curated record. Bases 29 to 472 code for a protein of 147 amino acids.